GAAUCAACAAAAAGAAACAUAAAAGUCUUCAAAUUUUCAAUAUUUUUCUCCUCUGAUUCCUCAAUUUCAUACCUUGAAAAAACCGAAAAAUCUUUCCUUUUUUUGUUUCCUCGCCGGAAAAAAAUCGUCUUGAGUUUCAAGAAAGCUUUUUUGUGUGGUUAAGUUCUGAACUUUUUAGUCUCGGAGAAGUAGUGGAGACUAUAUAAUUCAAGAUUUGGUUUUUGUGUUGAUCUUGGAGAUUCUUUUGGGGUGAUCUUGUGGAAAGAGAAAUGAUAGAUAUCCCUGGAACACCAGGGACUUUGACUGGUCUUGUCUUGAGAAUUUCUCAGUGUGUUUUUGCUGCUGGUUCGAUUUCUUAUAUGGUUACUUCUGGUGGAUUCUUCAGCUUCACUGCUUUCUGCUAUCUAAUUGCAGCAAUGGGUCUGCAAGUGAUAUGGAGUUUUGGUCUAGCAAUACUUGACACAUUCGCCUUAGUGAGAAAGAAAACGCUUCUUAGUCCGGUUUUAGUCAGUCUCUUUGUAGUUGGAGAUUGGGUAACAUCAACAUUGUCACUAGCAGGAGCCUCGUCGUCCGCGGGGAUAACAGUUUUAUACUUUGGAGACUUAGGAAGGUGCAGUUUCGAAGCACAGUGUUGGAGGUACCAACUCUCUGUAGCUUUAGCUUUCCUUUGUUGGAUCACAAUCGCCAUUUCUUCACUUACAACUCUCUGGUUACUUGCUUCUGCGUAAGUAAAAAAACAUCUGUACAAUGUUUCCAUACAUAUAUAUAGACAAGCCCUUUUGAGAUUUUGUUAAUAGAAUACGAUUUACACCAUUUUUUUGAAAAUUAACUCAUUGUACAAAGAUUUUUGGGAUGAUGUUAUAAUGUCUAUGUUAAGUAACAAGAUCUUUGAAAUUUGUGAACAA
This is a messenger RNA of Capsella rubella, 905 nucleotides long. Its product is annotated as CASP-like protein 5B3. Gene Ontology annotation, cellular component: plasma membrane. Lineage: Eukaryota; Viridiplantae; Streptophyta; Magnoliopsida; Brassicales; Brassicaceae. The coding region runs from base 270 to 728 and encodes 152 amino acids. The transcript is spliced from 3 exons. The record is from RefSeq and is a predicted model, not a curated record.